Penicillium roqueforti is the source of this 246-nucleotide messenger RNA. RefSeq lists its product as uncharacterized. NCBI's taxonomy places the organism in Eukaryota, Fungi, Ascomycota, Eurotiomycetes, Eurotiales, Aspergillaceae. Bases 1 to 246 code for a protein of 81 amino acids. The record is from RefSeq and is a predicted model, not a curated record. The transcript is spliced from 3 exons.
AUGGCCGAGUUUGUUUCCUUGGCCGAGGCUUUCAUUAUUGAAUUCUUAGAAAACCUAGAAUGCGGGGAAGUUGAGCCAACACCAAACCCUAAUUUGGAAAGCUCCAGGGUCUAUCAGAAUGACCCUGGGUCAAACUUUUCAGUUACCCCGAGACUCCACCCCUCAUGCAGCCUAACUCUUUCAAGACUUUCCCAAGGCACAUUCUUUUCCGAAUCACAGUACCAUGACGUGUGGAACACAAGCUAG